AUGAAGUCUAUCAGCUCUACUCUGGCCCUCACGGCUACCAGCCUGCUUGCCUGGACUGGCAACGCAGAGCGGAUCGGCCGACGCAGCAAUAGCACGCUGCCUUUGGUGCAAGAUAAAGCCCUCGUCGAUUCCAUCGUACUCGAGGACUUGAUGACCUGCGCCCAGAGCCUGGAGGACAUCGCCUACGCGACACCAUACAGAAACCGACUUCACGGCACCGAAGGCCACCUCAACAGCGUCCAGUACUUCGUCGACGAGCUCAGCGCCCUCGGCGACUACUACGACAUCGAGAAGCAGGCAUUCACGACCGAGGUCACGAUCGCCUCGGCGGCCACGCUCGCCGUCAACGGCGAGACCCUCGAGGCGGGCGACUUUGAGUUCUCGAACAAUGGGACUUGGGCGGAUGUGCCGCUGGUUCCCGUCGCUAACCUGGGUUGCACUGCUGACGACCACCCGGACACCCUCGCCGGUAACAUUGCUCUUAUUGCUAGGGGUGACUGCACUUUCGUCGAGAAGAUCCAGUUCGCCGGGGCUAAGGGCGCCGUUGGUGCUAUCAUCUAUAACAACGAGGACGUUGGUAUCGUGAGCGGCACAUUAGGCGGCGCGAAUGACUUGAUCCCCGUAGGCGGCAUCUCCCGACCAGACGGCCUCCGCCUCCUCGAGGCGUACGAAGCCGGCAGCACGCCCCUCACCAGCACAGGAGAAUUCUGGGCCUACGUAGCCAACACGACCAGCUACAACGUAGUAGCGUCCUCCAAGCACGGCGACGCCGACAACGUGCUCUUCCUCGGCGCGCACUCGGACUCCGUGUCGGCCGGGCCCGGCAUCAACGACAACGGGUCCGGGUCCUGCGGCUUGCUGACCAUCGCCAAGGCGCUCGCGAGCUGGCGCACGAGCAACCAGGUGCGCUUCGCGUGGUGGACGGCCGAGGAGGAAGGGCUGCUGGGCGCGUACCACUACACGGAGACGGCGACGGCGGCCGUCAUGGACAAGAUCCGGCUUUAUCUUAAUUUUGACAUGAUUGCGUCGCCGAAUUACGUGCUGGGCAUCUACGACGGCGACGGCAGCAGUUUCAACGUCAGCGGCCCGGCCGGGUCGGCGCAGGCCGAGGCGCUGUUCGAGGCCUACUACGUAUCGCAGGACCUGUCGUUCGUCGGCGCCGAGUUCAGCGGCCGCAGCGACUACGGGCCCUUCCUGGAGGCCGGGGUGCCGUGCGGCGGGCUCGACACGGGCUCUGAUGGCACCAAGACGGCGGAGGAGGUCGAGCUGUUUGGAGGUGUCGCGGGGGAGUGGUACGACCAGAAUUAUCACUCGGCGGCCGACAAUGUGACGAAUUUGGCGACGGACGCGUUCGAGAUCACGAGCAAGGCCAUUUCGCAUGCGGUCGCGACGUAUGGGAGGGGCUGGGGGGACUUCCCGACGCGCAAUGCGACGACAUCGCGAGUCAAGUACGAACUCCGCGACGUGGACAACGCGGCAAAGACAGUAGUCUUCGUCCACGGCACACCAUGGUCUUCAAUCGUCUUCCGACCCAUAGCCGAAGCUCUAACAGCGACGUUCAGGUGCCGGAUCCUCUUGUACGACCUGCCCGGCUAUGGCGAGUCCCAGACCCGAGAAGAAGGCGCACAAUCUGAGCCAACAGACGGCAACGGCUUUGUAGGCGACACAUCUGUCAAGGCGCAAGCAGUCGUCCUCUCAGCCCUGCUCGGACACCUCCAGCUCGACGGCAAGAGCGGGCCAGGAAGCCAGCCGGCCGUGAUUGCACACGACAUCGCUGGCACGAUCGCUUUCCGGGCCCACGCCUUCCACGGCUGCAGGUACCGCAGCCUGAUGCUCCUCGAUACGAAUUGCAUCUUACCCUGGGGUGAUGGGUUUUAUAAGCUCGUAUGCUCGCAGCCAAAGGUCUUCACCGAGCUGCCGUUGGGCGUCUUCGAAGCCAUGGUACGGGCGGUGGUACGCAGUGCCUGCCACAACCCAGCCAAGCUCGCACCAGGCUGGGAGGAUGCGCUCGCGGCGCCGUGGGUGUCUUCUCCGACGCCCAACGCAGCUUCGUGA
This is a messenger RNA of Anthostomella pinea, 2055 nucleotides long. NCBI's taxonomy places the organism in Eukaryota, Fungi, Ascomycota, Sordariomycetes, Xylariales, Xylariaceae. The record is from the annotation of a GenBank genome assembly.